CUUAUUAUAAACACUAAGCCUACCACUGCUUUCUCCAACGCAAUUGUUUUCCGCUUAUCCAACAUCGCUGUCUGUGCUAUUGUACUCUCUCUUUCUCUCUCCCCCUCAAACUUUUGUGGUCCUUCCCUCCCCCCCCCCCUCUUUAAAUUUCUCUUAUCACUUUCUUCAUUUCUGCAUACCUAAGCUUACAUCUAACACUAGCUACUCCUUUCUCUCCUCCCUCCUUCUCCUCUUCUUCUGAGCUGCCUAUAGCUUAUUAAAUUUCCCCUCCUUCCCCCUGCUCUUUCUUGGUUCCUUCUGAUCUGCUUGCUUGUUUUAAAACUGAAGGGAAGCGACAAGAGCUAGGUAGGCUCUCGCUCGCGCUUUAGAAAUUAAUUCAACACAAGAACAAGCUCUAGGCACAAACAUGUCUAGCAGAAGGUCCAGGCAGCAAUCAGGUUCCACCAGAAUCUCCGAUGACCAAAUCAUCGAACUUGUUUCCAAGUUGCGUCAACUUGUUCCUGAGAUUCGGGAUAGACGCUCCAGUAAGGUAUCAGCGUCCAAGGUCCUACAGGAGACCUGCAACUACAUCAGGAACUUGCACAGAGAAGUGGACGACUUAAGCGAGCGACUCUCUCAGUUACUGUCCACCAUUGAUGCUGAUAGUGCCGAGGCUUCCAUCAUUAGGAGCCUAAUUAACCAAUAAGCAAUGAUAUUAAGUGUGCUUUUAAUUCCUUCUUCAACAAGAUUAUAUAAGAGUGUACUUUUUUUCCCCCCCCCCCCCCGUUUAAUUAGGGUUGUCCAGCUUCCUAGCAAGCAAGAGUGCAGUUUGAGGUGUACGCUUGUACGGCACCCCCUUAUGGUAGGUAGGGCACUCGCAAGAAAGGCUUUGGAGUAAAAUUAAGUUGUACUAGCUAGCUCGCUCUCUCUAUAUUCCAUGGGAGCCCAAAAUGCAGUGGUUGUUAAUUCCUUAAGCCUUUUUUUAAUGAAGCGCUGUACUUUAA
Messenger RNA from Neltuma alba, 983 nucleotides. Its product is annotated as transcription factor PRE6. Gene Ontology annotation, biological process: regulation of growth; regulation of DNA-templated transcription. Gene Ontology annotation, molecular function: protein dimerization activity. The transcript has 2 exons. The coding region runs from base 407 to 685 and encodes 92 amino acids. NCBI's taxonomy places the organism in Eukaryota, Viridiplantae, Streptophyta, Magnoliopsida, Fabales, Fabaceae. The record is from RefSeq and is a predicted model, not a curated record.